AUGUCCACCUCCCGCCGCCCAAUCUACACCAACCCCAGCGUAUCAAGCCAAAAAUGCACCUUCCCCGCAGUCGAGGGCCUAACCAAAUUCCACCAGUCCCUCAGCGGCUACACCCCAACACCACUAACCCCUCUCCCCUCCCUAGCAACUGCCCUCGGCGUCCGCGCCGUCCUCGUCAAAGACGAGAGUAACCGGCUCAACCUCCCCUCCUUUAAAGUCCUCGGCGCGUCAUGGGGUACAUAUCGCGCGGUCGCGGCGUUCCUAAGUUUCCCAACGACCGUGGCGCUGGAGGAGAUGGCUGCGCGGGCGAAGGAGAGGGGCGUGGUAUUGCUUGCGGCGACGAAGGGGAACCAUGGACGGGCUGUUGCGUCUAUGGCGAGGAUUCUGGGCAUUGAGGCAAGGAUCUUUGUGUCUGAGUCUAUGGAUCUCGCGACGAGGGGGAGGAUUAGUGGGGAGGGGGCGGAUAUUGUUACGGUGCAUGGGGAUUAUGAUCAGGCUGUUUUGGAGGCUUGGAAGGUUUCGCAGGAGAUUGAUGGGGGUCUAUUGAUACAGGAUACGGCGCUGGAAGGGUACGAGGAGGUUCCGGCGUGGAUUGUUGAGGGGUACGGGACUAUGAUGACGGAGGUUGAGACAGAGUUGGCGGAGAUGGGUCUUGAGGCGACGAUGAUGGUUACGCCAGUUGGCGUUGGGAGUCUGGCGAACACGGUUGCGACAUUUUGCAAGUCGCGCGAGACACCGAUUUCUGUUGUUGCAGUUGAGCCGGAUACUGCGGCGUGUUUGCAGGCGAGUUUGCUUGCUGGUGAGCUGACGCCUAUUGAGACGUCGAGGACGAUUAUGGAUGGAAUGGACUGUGGAACUGUUUCGACUACUGCGUGGCCGAACCUACAGCGUCUUGUUGAUGCUAGCGUUACUGUCUCAUGCUACGAGGCUCACCGUGCGGCUGAGUAUCUAGCGUCACAGUCGAUCACGGCUGGCCCCUGUGGAGCUGCAUCGUUGGCAGCUGUGCAGCGUCUCGCGGCGGAGGAAGGCUCCUGCCUCAACAAGGACUCUGUUGUGGUUCUUUUGAGUACGGAGGGUCCUCGAGAGUACCCGAUCCCCUUCGAUGUUUCCAUUGACGGUGCCGUCGAGCUGACAAGCAUGCUCACGAAAAUCAACUCUUCUAACCCCACACUAUCCCUCGCAGACGGCGCAGGAGAGAACCAAAUUUGCGACUAUCUCGCCGCAUGGUUCGCCCACCGUGGAAUGGAAACUCACCGGAUCGAGACUCUCCCCGGCCGACCCUCCAUUGUCGGAGUCCUACGAGGAGCAGGCGGCGGAAAGUCACUAAUGUUUAACGGCCACAUCGACACAGUCAGCCUAGCGAGCUACGAAAAGGAUCCACUCUCCGGCACUAUAGAUACAAGGAACGGCCAGGAGGUUGUCCUGGGAAGAGGAAGUCUCGACAUGAAAGGCGGACUUGCAGCUGCGCUCGCUGCCGUCGCCGCCGCUAAAGCCAGUUGCUUCCCGCUGAGCGGCGACGUUAUCGUCGCCGCGGUCUCCGACGAAGAGGAUGCGUCUCAAGGGACACAGGACCUGAUCGCUGCGGGCUGGAGGGCGGAUGCCGCUGUUGUCCCUGAGCCUACCUCGGGCGUCAUUGCGCAUGCUCACAAGGGCUUCGUUUGGGUUGAGGUGAGCAUUUUGGGCGUUGCUGCGCACGGCUCGAACCAUGUCGAGGGGGUAGAUGCUAUCCUCCAUACUGGCUGGUUCUUGAGGGCUCUCGAGGAGUACCAGCAGCGUCUACCAGUCGACGAUGUCCUCGGCCCUGCAACGCUACACUGCGGUCUCAUCCAAGGUGGAGAGGAAGCAUCCUCCUACCCGGCAAAAUGCACAGUCACAGUCGAGUUCCGGACAGUCCCCGGCCAGACAGAAGAGUCGAUUGUAGGCGAUAUCCGGGCCUUGUUAGCAAACAUUCAGAAAGAGAACCCACGGUUUAGAUUCGCCGAGCCAAAGGCUACACUGACUCGACCGGCUCAUAAGAUCGACUCUGACCACCCUCUCAUCAGCAAGGUCGCCGAAUGUGCGGCUGAAGCGAUGGGCAGUCAUCCUCCGGUCCAGAGUGUGCCGUUCUGGUGCGAUGCGGCGUUGUUGAGUGAGGCCGGGGUUCCGUCUGUGGUGUUCGGGCCUUCGGGGCAUGGGCUUCAUGGGAAGGAGGAGUGGGUUGAGGUUGAGAGUUUGAAGAAGAUGCAGAAGACGUUUACGAAGUUGAUCCGGGAUUUCUGUGCUUGA
Aspergillus calidoustus is the source of this 2265-nucleotide messenger RNA. Lineage: Eukaryota; Fungi; Ascomycota; Eurotiomycetes; Eurotiales; Aspergillaceae. The record is from the annotation of a GenBank genome assembly.